This is a messenger RNA of Prunus armeniaca (apricot), 255 nucleotides long. Lineage: Eukaryota; Viridiplantae; Streptophyta; Magnoliopsida; Rosales; Rosaceae. The record is from the annotation of a GenBank genome assembly.
AUGGAGGGUUUGCAGAAGUUGAUUGGCAAAGUCUCAAAAGACCCACCAAAAUUGGGCAACUCUUCGUCUUCGUCCUCGUCUUCAUUUGACAGUCACCGUGCCGGUGAAGGUCUCGCUGCCGCUUUGUCUUCUUCUGAUCAGUGUCGUAUUCUAUUCAACAGACCUGCCAGGGAUUUAUUUGCAACCAACAAAUGUGCUCUCGAAAUGGAGAAAUGGGAUUUUCCCAAAAUUGGUUUGGUGUUUUUGAAGCUGUGA